CCAGUGUCUCGCGUUACGUCCAAUCUCAGUACUAUAUAUUCCCCAGCAUAACGCCAACUCCUGUAUUGAACGUCCACCUUCGAUCGUCUAUUAGAUUGCCCAUCAGCUUGUCCAUCAGCAAACUCACUCGCGUGUCUUACUAAACACUAAUCAUGUUGCAAACUUUCGAGCAAGCACACUCCACACCAGUACACUAUGCGUCGUUGCCUACACCUCCAACAUCCACAGCCGGUUCACCCUCAACUUCGUCCGCAAACCUGAGCAAGACUACAGAAAUGACCAUUCCUCACCGUCACCACAUCCUCAUCGUCACCGGUCCAGCAGGCUGCGGGAAGAGCACUAUUGCCAAGUAUCUCAGCGACCGCUAUGGAUUUGAAUACAUCGAGGGCGACGAGUAUCACCCAAAAGCCAACAUCGACAAGAUGGCAGCCGGCUUUCCACUGAACGACGAAGACCGCUGGGAUUGGCUGAUUCUUCUCCGCGACCAAGCUCUGAAGGACCUCAAGAACGGUGCAAAGGGCGUCGUCAUCACCUGCAGCGCUCUGAAGAAGAAGUACCGAGAUGUCAUCCGGACCGCCAAGCUGUAUGACGAGGAGCCAGACGCCAACGUGCACUUCGUAUACCUCCGCGCCGACAAGGAGACUCUUCUCGCCCGCGUCCGCGGUAGGCAAGGUCACUACAUGAAGGAUAGCAUGGUCGAGAGCCAGUUCGCGGCGCUCGAGGAGCCCGACGAGCUCGAAGUCAAACAACUCAAGGACGUCGAGAUCGUUGAAGUCAAGGGCAAUAUUGAGGAAGUGUCUCAGCUUGCAUCUGCCGCUGUCGACAAGGUGCUUGUCUCGCGGUAGCCUUCAAACUAAGAUUCUUUCGUCUGCUAUUACUGUUUCCGGUCGCAUCUGCAGAGCUGGUAUCCUGAGCGUUCAGCAUAAUUGGCGUUGGAUUCUGGCUAUUUUCGGCGUAAUCUAUGUGGUAUAUAC
Molecule: messenger RNA, 974 nt
Organism: Didymella exigua CBS 183.55
Lineage: Eukaryota; Fungi; Ascomycota; Dothideomycetes; Pleosporales; Didymellaceae
Product: thermoresistant gluconokinase family protein
Exons: 2
Coding region: 153-845 (230 amino acids)
Cellular component (GO): cytoplasm
Molecular function (GO): gluconokinase activity
Source: RefSeq, a predicted model, not a curated record